AUGUCUCCUUCCAAUAAACCUAUAUUUGUGGCGACCCAUCCACGGGCCUGUUCCACCGCAUUUGAACGGGUGUUUAUGACCCGCCGAGAUAUCUUGACAACUGUUCACGAACCUCUGGGUGACGCUUUUUACUACGGCCCAGAAAGGCUAAGUGACCGAUACGAACAUGAUGAGAAAGCUAGAGAAGAGAGUGGCUUCGGCCAAUCUACCUUUAAAACUAUCUUCGAUCGAAUUGAUAGUGAAGGUUCCGAGGGCAAGCGCAUCUUCAUUAAGGAUAUUGCGCACUACAUCUUCCCUCCGGACGCAAAACCCGCCUCGAUUGCGCCAUCCCUCCUGCAACCGAAGAAGGGCGUCGGCACUGCUGAGGACAUUGAUGGUGUGAACGGUGUUGAUGGUAGCUCAAUCGCCACCAGCGCUCCUGCGAACCCGAACGCGACGUCUAUUGCAAAGCAGACGGGAAAAACUGUGCCGCCCUACCCGUAUGCUACCGUCAUCGAGCCCAGAAAUCCCACUGUAGUGCCCGAAGCGCUCCUGAAGCAGUUCCACUUCACGUUCCUUAUUCGCCAUCCGCGUCGUAGUAUUCCGAGCUACUACCGCUGUACCGUUCCGCCGCUUGAUGAAAUCACCGGCUUCUACAAUUUCAUGCCCAGCGAGGCUGGCUACGACGAGCUGCGUCGCCUUUUUGACUACCUCCGCACCACCGGUCAAAUAGGACCUAAGAUUGCAGGACAGUCAAAUGCCAAUAGCGACAGCGUCGCGGAAUCAACUUCCAAAAGCGAAGUCGAAAUAUGCGUCGUCGACGCUGAUGAUUUGCUUGAUAAUCCUGCUGGAAUCAUUGAAGCGUAUUGCAAAUCAGUCGGUAUCAAAUACGAUCCUGGCAUGCUCAAAUGGGACUCGGACGACGAUCAGAAGGCUGCCAAGGAGGCAUUUGAGAAAUGGAAGGGGUUCCAUGAAGAUGCCUUGGACAGCAAGGAACUCAAGCCACGCUUGCACAAGAAGAAGGUGCAGAGCAACAAGGACGAAGAUGCCGAAUGGGCCGAGAAGUUCGGCCCAGAAGGCGCCAAAAUUAUCCGCCAGACCGUCGAUGCCAAUGUUGCGGACUACGAGUAUCUCAAGCAAUUCGCCAUCAAGGCUGCUUAG
Xylona heveae TC161 is the source of this 1140-nucleotide messenger RNA. RefSeq lists its product as hypothetical. The transcript has 4 exons. Lineage: Eukaryota; Fungi; Ascomycota; Xylonomycetes; Xylonales; Xylonaceae. The record is from RefSeq and is a predicted model, not a curated record. The coding region runs from base 1 to 1140 and encodes 379 amino acids.